Molecule: messenger RNA, 600 nt
Organism: Racocetra persica
Lineage: Eukaryota; Fungi; Glomeromycota; Glomeromycetes; Diversisporales; Gigasporaceae
Source: the annotation of a GenBank genome assembly
CAUUAGAUAUGUAUCCUGGUAGAAAAACUUUGGAUUUACUCUUUUUGAAAAAUUCUACCUUGCAUUCUCUUGGACUCACUCACGAGUCAAAUUCCACACUUGGGUUUGGCCAUAUUUACGUUGUUAAUCUUCCAAGUCGGCCAGAUAGACGCGAAAAAUUAGAAAUUUUAGCGAAUAAAUUUAAUUUAAACUUUGAUUUUGUCCCAGCUGUCUCUAAAGAUGAUGAAGAGGCUCAAGUUGAACCAGGAAUGGGAAUUGGACCGACUCAUAAGGCCUGCUAUCUUAGUCAUUAUAAAAUUUACAAAUCGAUUGAUGAACACAAAUACGAAAGUGCUUUAAUCUUAGAAGAUGACGUAGACAUAGAACUUAACAUCGCAUCUAUUAUAACCAACGUACAUAGAAUUUUACCAUCAAGUUGGGACAUCUUUUAUCUUGGAUUUUGUAGUAAUUGGGAAGGAGGCGGUGACCCUAUAGAGGACAAGGAUAAUAUCUCUCCCACUCAUAAAUUGUUUCAUUCAAGGAACCCAUAUUGUACACAUGCUUAUGCUCUUUCGCGUACCGGUAUUCGUAAGCUAUUAGAAAAACUUUCCGAUGAGCCAA